GAAAAACAAUUAUACACCACAGCUACCAGAAAGUCAGAACUGCUUAGCUACCUGUCUAAUGGAUAAACAAUUGGGCUAACUCUGGUUUUGAUAAUUCUUGCCAAAAUGUUACCCCGUUGGACCGUUUCUCUUGAAGGAGGACCAAGAAGGGUAAAUCAUGCAGCUGUUAUCGUCAAUCACAGAAUCUUCAUGUUUGGUGGAUAUUGCAUGGGGGAAGAUUACAAUAAAUUGAGGCCAAUCGAUACUUAUGCACUUAAUACAUAUUCUUACCGAUGGUGUAAGAUUUCUUCCAACCAGAAAGACAACGAUGAAAUACCUUUUAUGAGGUAUGGCCACGCUGCUGUUGCUAUUGGUGAAGUAGCUUACUUAUGGGGAGGAAGAAAUGACUCGGAAGGAGCUUGUAAUAAACUCUAUUGUUUUGACACAGAUAAUUUGCACUGGACGAAAGUGAAAGUGCAAGGAAACUGCCCGGGUGCACGAGACGGACACGCAAUGUGCGUCGUCAACGGAAACAUCUUCAUGUUUGGUGGUUUUGAAGAACUGGCUGAGCAGUUCUCCAAUGAAAUGUACAUGUUGGAUGUUUCUACAAUGACAUGGGUGUUUAUCACAGAGAUGGAGGGAAAGCCGGCAAAUUGGAGAGACUUUCACACACUGACCUCUAGUGGGGAUAUGAUCUAUGUAUUUGGUGGCCGAGAAGAUUUGAAUGGUUUGCUUUACACAAGGCACGAGGUUUAUGAUAACACUCUCAAGGUGUUUUGCACUAGAAGGAAAAAGUGGUUUGAACCGGUUCAUACCGACUCAAAGCGGCCUGUGGGUAGAAGAAGCCACUCAGCAUUUGUGUACAAAGGAUGCUUGUACAUAUUUGGUGGCUACAACUCUAUAUAUAACAAGCACUUUAACGAUUUAUGGAAAUUUGAUCCAGAAACCAGUAGAUGGAGUGAAGUUAAAACACUUGGGAAAUCUCCCCAAGCGCGUAGAAGACAAUGUGCGUGUUUGUUUGAAGACCGACUCUUCAUAUUUGGAGGCACCAGUCCAUCAGAAACAGGAGUGAUGUCUCAUUUACUUGGCAACGAUGUUUUAUUGGAUCAUAACGAUACUCAUAUCCUCGAUUUUUGUCCAUCUCUUAAAACACUUUGUAUGCUUUCCAUACUUAAACAUGAUCUUAAUCAAUCUUGGUUACCAGCUCCAAUCAGGUGGGAAAUUAAAAUGAUGGUCACUCCCAACAGCUUGACAACUUCUGAGACUUGAAAAAAUAACUGUGCUUCGUUUUUAAUUUUUAUUAUUGUUUGUUAUAAGAUUUUAUUUGGCAAAAUACUUUGUUCUGAUAUGCCUUAGUGCGUAAUCAUGGAAUAUACAGCCUUGGAUAACCAAGUAAAUAAGCAUGUUCGUUUUUAAUUUUAUGUAAAUUUUUAAGCAUAGUUCUAUACAUCUCAUUGUUAAAGAUUUAUUUAUACAUUUAAACUAAAUUCACUUCUGUUAAUAUCCGCUACCGUUGCUUUUUAACUUUUAUCAUGUACAGAGAUGUUUUAUUGCAUUGUGUUUUGCAAUCAUGUUUUGCAUAUAUUAGGCAUAUUAAAUAUGACUUUUUCUAUCUUUGUUUUGUUUACUAACGCGUGUUUUGCUGGUGAACCGUUGUCUUCAGAUCAAACAAAAGAAAAUAUAUUUUCUGAUCUACAGAAA
This is a messenger RNA of Ciona intestinalis (vase tunicate), 1680 nucleotides long. RefSeq names its product kelch domain-containing protein 3. The record is from RefSeq and is a predicted model, not a curated record. Lineage: Eukaryota; Metazoa; Chordata; Ascidiacea; Phlebobranchia; Cionidae. Gene Ontology annotation, molecular function: protein binding; chromatin binding. Gene Ontology annotation, cellular component: cytoplasm.